AUGGCAACAACUCUGAAGUUGUCUGGUCUGCUUCUGCCUCAGGACUCCUGGGUCCUCAAGCCAAUCCGACCACCCGGUGAAAGAGGCCAUCCUGGUAAAGAAGGUCCAACUGGUGAGAAGGGAGCUUACGGCCAGGCAGGUUCCCCAGGUCUUAUUGGUUAUCCCGGUCAUCGUGGUGUCAAGGGUGCUGAUGGCGUUCGUGGGCUGAAGGGUGGAAAGGGAGAGAAGGGUGAGGACGGUUUCCCUGGUUUCAAGGGAGACAUGGGUCUCAAAGGUGACAGAGGUGAGCUUGGUAUGCAUGGGCCCCGUGGUGAGGAAGGACCUGAGGGUCCUAAGGGAAGAGCAGGACCCAACGGAGAGUCUGGCUCCAUGGGGGGUGCUGGAGAGAAGGGAAAACUGGGUGUUCCAGGGUUACCCGGCUACCCAGGAAGACAAGGACCAAAGGGUUCCAGCGGCUUCCCAGGCUUCCCAGGGUCCAACGGAGAGAAAGGAGCCAGGGGCGUGGCGGGCAAAACCGGUCCAAGGGGACAAAGAGGUCCAACGGGGCCACGAGGUGGUCGAGGUGCUAGAGGUUCAACAGGCAAGCCGGGCCCUAAGGGCACCGCGGGCAACGAUGGGCCACCUGGCCCGCCUGGCGAGAGAGGACCUCAAGGACCACAGGGCCCCGUCGGGUUCUCAGGACCAAAGGGCCCCCCUGGACCACCUGGAAAGGACGGGCUGCCCGGCCACCCUGGGCAGCGAGGAGAGACGGUGAGUGUUCCAGUCCACGCCCCCUCGUUAGAGCCGUCACACACCUGGGCUCACCUGGCCAGUGGACUCGGACAGACACUUCCUGCCAGGUGUGGAAC
Molecule: messenger RNA, 848 nt
Organism: Salvelinus sp. IW2-2015
Lineage: Eukaryota; Metazoa; Chordata; Actinopteri; Salmoniformes; Salmonidae
Product: collagen alpha-1(XI) chain-like
Exons: 13
Cellular component (GO): extracellular matrix
Source: RefSeq, a predicted model, not a curated record